AUGGCACCGACAUCGUAUACCGCUUUGGUGCAGUCCAAGGAGCUUUCGACGAAAUCGAGGCUGCCUCUUGCCAUUGCCCCUUCCUGCUCCCUCCCAGACUUGCCGUCACCAUACCACGUCCUCGUGCGGGUUUGUGCCGUGGCCCUGAAUCCUUCAGACUGGAAAAUGCCAACGUUCUUCUAUGCGGAGGGCAACGGGCUUGGCGUGGACUUUUGCGGCAUCAUCGAAGAGGCUGGCCCGCUUUCCACCUAUAGUCCCCAAGUCAGGGUAUGCGGCGCUGCCAACUUCCCAUACGCACCAAACGGUCCACGACGUGGCGCCUUUGCACAAUAUACCGUGGCCGACUCCCGAUGCUUGCUCAAAGUCCCGGAUGGAGUGACCGACUCCCAAGCGGCUGCUAUAGGGGGCGUAGGCUGGGGUACUUCGUGCUUGGCCAUCUCGGACUCGGAAGCGCUUGGUCUUGCGGCACUUCCGUCAAAACCAGCCGACAAGCCGAUUCCCGUGCUAGUCUACGGUGGAGCAACCGCCACUGGCAUCAUGGCUAUUCAGAUAUUGAAGCUCUCUGGCUAUUUACCAAUUUCUGUCUGUUCUCCAAAGUCUUCUGAGCUGGUCAGGAGAUACGGGGCCGUCGGGACAGCUUCAUACUUGUCUUCAACCGUUGCAGAUAUUAAGAAGCUGGCGGGUGGGGUUCCGAUCAAGCACGUACUCGACUGCAUCACCACUCCCGAGUCAGUUUCUCAUUGUUUCGAGGCCAUUUCGCGUGUGGGCGGCCGCUAUGCCUGUUUGGAAGCUAUCCCUAACGGCUGCACUUUGAGGCGAGCUGUUAAAGUAAAGGUAGUGAUGGGUUACGAGUGGGAAAGCUUUGACGUCGAAAUGAACCACCCGGUUUACUCACGGAAAGCAAACCCAGCAUCGGAGGCCCUUCGCACCACGUGGGUCAAGGAGAUUCAAUCCCUGCUAGACAAGCGAGAGAUCACGACCAAGCCGAUACGUGAGAUCAAUGGAGGGUUUGAGGGAAUCAUCAAGGGAUUGAAUAUGAUCUAUCGUGGAGAAGAGGGAGACAAGAAGCUGGUUGUGGGGCUUUCAUCCUAA
Molecule: messenger RNA, 1092 nt
Organism: Hirsutella rhossiliensis
Lineage: Eukaryota; Fungi; Ascomycota; Sordariomycetes; Hypocreales; Ophiocordycipitaceae
Product: zinc-binding dehydrogenase domain-containing protein
Exons: 2
Coding region: 1-1092 (363 amino acids)
Molecular function (GO): oxidoreductase activity, acting on NAD(P)H
Source: RefSeq, a predicted model, not a curated record